AUGGCUGCAGUAACUUCCAAUUGGAGUGUGUCUGCUGAAGUCUGUUCUGCCGCCUACACCUACUACGGUUACUACUACUACACCUACUACACCUACUACGUAUACUGUAAUGAAGGCUGUUGUGGUUAUUACUACGACAGGGAAUGCUGUGCAUCGACUGCGGGUACUAUUGCCGGAGCAGUCGUCGGAUGCGUCUUCUUCAUUGCCUGCAUCGUCGUAAUCAUCAUCGUCAUCAAGAAAUGCAAUACGAGAAGAACUGGCGUUAUUGUUGCGGGGCGUACAGGUGCGCCUGGGGGAAACGUCACUGUUGUGAACACCCAUCAACAUCAGCCUUACGGUGGAUAUCCUCAGCCGGCCUACCCCCAACCACAGUACGGGGCACAUCCAUACGGCGGAGCUGUGUAUCCACAACCACCACCACCACCAGGAGCAGCACCACCAGCCUACCCACCACCACUGGCACCACCAGCCUACCCACCCCCUCAGAACGUUCCUGGCCAACCAGUUACUUAUUAG
Pecten maximus is the source of this 516-nucleotide messenger RNA. RefSeq names its product protein shisa-5-like. The coding region runs from base 1 to 516 and encodes 171 amino acids. The record is from RefSeq and is a predicted model, not a curated record. NCBI's taxonomy places the organism in Eukaryota, Metazoa, Mollusca, Bivalvia, Pectinida, Pectinidae. The transcript is spliced from 4 exons.